AUGUCUCUGUGCAAACCUGGGUUUAGCGCGCUUUUGUUUCCCUCGAUGAAGAUCUGGGUUUCUUCAAGAAAGCCAAAUGCGAAGGUUCAACUCACUGAUUUAGGCGUUGUUGCUAAGAAGGAAGGAGAAGUCGCGCCGUUGCUGAGGAGGAAGGAGAAGCCGAGUCGUCGCCGUCGAGGAAGAAGGUCACCCUGCCGCUGUUGUCUUUGCACCCAGAAGGAGGAAGAAGUUCGCGUCGAGGAAGGUUUGCUCCUCAACAUCGCAAUUGAUUAUUCCUCUGUGUAA
Molecule: messenger RNA, 285 nt
Organism: Linum trigynum
Lineage: Eukaryota; Viridiplantae; Streptophyta; Magnoliopsida; Malpighiales; Linaceae
Source: the annotation of a GenBank genome assembly